UGGAUAGAUUGAGUCGGCCUUGCUGGAGCGAUGAUGCUGUUAUCUGUUAGUAGAGUCCUGUCCAUUCACCGCUGCUGCAGGAUUGUUGUCAUUUUUCUGGGGCUAGCCUUCAGCGCUAGUUAGAUUUUCUCUCCAACAUACUUUGAUCCAGCAGGAUGUUAGGAUGGAGUGUGGCCCAGUUCUGCCGGACAGCCUGGUGUUGGAGAUCUUCCUGCGUCUGCCCCACGAUGCCGUGCUGAGAGUUGGUCUGACCUGCAGACAGUGGCUCGCUGUCUCCAGAGAUGAGUUCCUUUGGAGGGAGCUGUUCUACAGCUACUAUCGCAUACCACGUUCUGUACCCCGACACCCAGCGGCAGUGUCAUGGUACAAGGAGUUCCGACGACUAUUUGACUGCAUCCCCUGUGUGGAGGUUCAGACACUGAGAGAACACACUGACCAAGUCCUCCACCUGGCUUUCUCUCACAGGGGUCACCGCUUCUCCUCCUGCUCCAAAGACUGCACCGUUAAGCUAUGGGACACAGAGCGGCCAGAUGGUAAUAUAUCCAUGGUGCACAGCUCCAGCAUGCGGCAGUUUAACUGGGGCUACACCCAGUUCUCCCAGUUCAACGCUGACGACACCCUGCUGCUCGUGUCCGGUGUCUACCUGGGCCCACACCACUCCUCGUCUGGGGAAAUCGCUGUCAUCAGUCUGGAAAAUUACACGCUGUUGUCGCGUGUGAGGAACAAACCGUAUGAUGUGUUUGGCUGCUGGCUGAAUGAGACCCACCUGAUCUCUGGGAACCUGCACUGGAUAGGCAACAUGACAUCCUGCUCUGUGCUUUGGCUCAAUAAAGCCUUCCAGGAUGUUGAAUCAGAGAAUGUCAACGUAGUCAAGCGCCUUUUCAAGAUCCAGAACGUCAAUGCCAGCACCAUUCGCACAGUGAUGGUGGCCCACUGCCGUCGUCAUGACAACCCAGACUUGCUGCUGGACUAUGAGGCUCAGUCCCAGGCUCGGAGGCAGAAAGGGCAGCAGCAGCACCAGCCCCUCCUCUUCGACCUGGGAACCUCGGGCAGUGAGGAAGAAGAUGAGGAAGAGGAGGGGGUCGAGGAGAGCCAGAGGGAAGCAAGGCUCGGCACUUGCCGCCAUCUUCAGCCCACCAUCUCAGGCCUGGAUCACGUUAUGCAGAAUCGUAAUGUAGGGCACACAGAGUUGGCGAUAGAGACUCAUGUGGCUAAGAUGAUGGGCAGAGCCCACACAAAGGCCCCUGACCUGAUUGAGCCUUCUGAGCCGGGGGAGGGAGAGGACAAAACUUACUUACUCUUCACAACCGGCAGCCUUACAUACUCUCCUCACCAGAUAGGUAUAAAGCUAAUCAAGCCCGACCAGAUGACCACUUGUGGUCCAGUACUCGGGGAGGAGCGGAGUUCAGAUGAGUUUUUUGAUUCCCUGGAUCAUGUUAUUGAUAUCCAUGGACACAUCAUUGGUAUGGGCCUUUCUCCAGACCACAGGUACCUUUAUGUGAAUAGCCGGGCUUGGCCGGCCGGGUGUGUAAUCUCUGACCCCAUGUCUCCUCCUCCCAUUGCCGAGGAGAUCGACCUGCAUGUCAUUGAUCUGAAGAAUUUGAGGGAGGAGAGAAGGAGCCUGCGUGCACACCGAGCCUUCACGCCUAACGAUGAGUGCUUCUUCAUCUUCCUCGACGUCAGCAGAGACUUUGUUGCCAGUGGGGCAGAGGACAAGCACGGCUACAUCUGGGACCGUCACUACAACAUCUGUCUGGCACGUCUGGCACAUGACGAUGUGGUGAACUCAGUGGCGUUCAGCCCCGCUGACCAGGAGCUGCUGCUGUCUGCAAGCGAUGACUCUACCAUUAAAGUGUGGCGCUCACCGCGCAUGGUUCGCCUGGCGCAGACGCCCUCCCGGCCGCUGAGACCCCGAGGCCUCCUGUCCUCCUGGCUGGGACGCAACAAGAACUCAACGUCUACCAGCAGUGUGAAUGGAAAACCAUGAGUCAGGUUGGAAAACACUUGCUCUGGGAAGGAAAAUUUGAGAUAUAUAUAUAUAUAUAUAUAUAUAUAUAUAUAUAUAUAUAUAUAUAUAUAUAUAUAUAUAUAUAUAUAACACUCCAUGUAUAUGUAUAGUGUGGUUACUGUCAGUGGUUUUGCUUGAGCUCACAGUGUUGUGACACACAGCAGUGCUCGGUGUCUUCAGCCAACAGGAGACGGGACUUGUUGUGACUCAGUGUCAGACACAAGAGAGCGCUAUUGCGCCAGCAAAGGACAGAAAUUGCCACACACUCUGUUGUGCUGUUGUCAGGAGUGAUUUGAAAUGUUCACACAGGUAGAUAGUGUAGAGCUGACAUCUAAACGCACAAUACACGUCCAAAUGUGUCACCCAAGAGAUGGUUUGUCUGUUGUUGUUUUUUACCUGUAACAUUGCAUUUGAACAGGUCAAAACUCCUGCACCUGAAGUGUAAAUGUCUUGCAGAGACUGCACCUUACGAUCACGGUUGAUAUGUCCUGCUCAGAAGCAAAGUGCUAUAACUGAGAAUUACUUCAGAACUGUCUUUUCUUCUUAAUGGGUAUUUCCAAUUGAUGUAUUGAGUAUGAAUUCCCUAGAAAUCCUGUUUUGAGAUAAUUAUAAAACCAUUUAAAAUCAAAAGGGAAAACAUUUAGCUGCAUUUACUGCAGUCUGCCUUGGUUUUUAAUUACAUCACAUCCCAUUGUGCCCAAGAAAUGAUCCAUCGCUAUUCUGUUCAAAGUAGAAUUAUUGAGUAAUUUAAUGUAGAAGAGUUGUUGAGGAACAGUCAAAGGGAAGCAUGACUGUGAACAAACAAAAUGUUUGUGUAGCUUAUUGUUAUUUGGGCCUAUAUUCUAUAGAAAUGUAUUUAAACAUCCUUUUUAAUUUGUAGCGCAACACGUAACCCUUUAGUUUUGUCAAAAGACUCUGACACAUUUAGAUGAAUCUCAGAAAUUGAUGUUAAAUUUAGUUGAAAGAACAGAUUUUACACCACGUAACAAUAAAGCAAAAUUCAAGUUACAGAAUGUGACCCAAUUCUUUAAUUUAGACAUAAAAUAUGUUUGUAGUACAUCUUAAAAGUACAGGAAAUAUUUUACUUAGUAUAACUAAUGAUGUAUAAUGAUUUAAAAUGUUCUUGCAGACCAAUAUCGAGAAGGACGGCCUCUCACCCCUUAACUUCCCGUCAUGUUUGUAGUCCUUCAAGGUCCUUUUAGUUCUAUUGCUGAAGGACCGGUGUAAAACAAUCAAAACAACGUGAUGCAAGCUUAGGUACUUUACCUGGUAGAUAUUUAUGUUUCAGUGGAGAUUCCCUGCUGAAGGAGGUUGUGGUGAAUUAGAAAACAACCUUUAAUUAUGAUUGUGUGUUGUGUCAUUACCUGGACAGAGUCAGCUGGUUGCAUUUGCAUGUCACCAUUUCAGAGAAACCUGUGGAAGUUAGUCACUUCAUCAGCAGAUUCUUACCACCAGUUGAAAAAUAUUAUUAUUUUAAAGUUUUGAAAUGUGUGUAAUAAGUCAUGAACUUUCUCCUUGGUUCCCUUUAAAAACUUUAGUAUCUGUUAUUUUAACUGUAGAUCUAUCUUGUUAAUCAUGUUUCCUGUCUUCUAAUGUACUUUUCAUACCCCCCCUAAAAAUAAAAAGCAUGCCCUGGAA
Etheostoma spectabile (orangethroat darter) is the source of this 3646-nucleotide messenger RNA. RefSeq names its product F-box and WD repeat domain containing 5 (gene fbxw5). The transcript is spliced from 10 exons. NCBI's taxonomy places the organism in Eukaryota, Metazoa, Chordata, Actinopteri, Perciformes, Percidae. Bases 164 to 1987 code for a protein of 607 amino acids. The record is from RefSeq and is a predicted model, not a curated record. Gene Ontology annotation, cellular component: Cul4-RING E3 ubiquitin ligase complex; SCF ubiquitin ligase complex. Gene Ontology annotation, biological process: protein ubiquitination. Gene Ontology annotation, molecular function: protein binding.